Molecule: messenger RNA, 216 nt
Organism: Serpula lacrymans var. lacrymans S7.9
Lineage: Eukaryota; Fungi; Basidiomycota; Agaricomycetes; Boletales; Serpulaceae
Exons: 1
Coding region: 1-216 (71 amino acids)
Source: RefSeq, a predicted model, not a curated record
AUGGAGACGAGGACAGAACAUGGGAACCAGAAGCCCAUCUGGACAAUUCCCACAACGCUGUUUGCAAAUUUUAUUCUAAGAACCCCUCUGAACCCCUUAGCUCCUAGGAAGCUUAGAGGCAUGGACUCAAAACUUUUUAAUUCCCUUUUUCAACCUAUGCCCGAAAAUUUAACUACCACCUCCGGUAUUUGGUCUCGCCUGGAAGUCGAGCCUUAG